Humulus lupulus (European hop) is the source of this 3093-nucleotide messenger RNA. Its product is annotated as U-box domain-containing protein 35-like. Gene Ontology annotation, molecular function: ubiquitin-protein transferase activity; ATP binding; protein kinase activity. The coding region runs from base 402 to 2834 and encodes 810 amino acids. The transcript has 10 exons. The record is from RefSeq and is a predicted model, not a curated record. Gene Ontology annotation, biological process: protein phosphorylation; protein ubiquitination. Lineage: Eukaryota; Viridiplantae; Streptophyta; Magnoliopsida; Rosales; Cannabaceae.
ACUCAGAAAGUCUUAACAGAACGAAACUAACUAAUCCAUUUCAUCAAAGUUACAACUCGUCCAGUUAUUAUUUAUUCAAUAAUAUAUAUAUAUAUAAUAUUGUUCUAUAUUGUGUGUAAAUUUCAAUGAAAAACAUUGCAUCACGCCAAAGUUUAGUCUACAAAAUUAAGUUUUGGACUGUUCUUGUGGUAGCUCCGUUUUGCGUCAUCCCCUUCUGAUGGCUGAACUUUCUAAACUCUGAAAAUGGAUUUGAACAUCAAGGGUUGGUAAGGGAUCUGCACAGAGGGAUGACUAUUUGAAGCUUUUAACAGAUUAUUUAUUUAAGUUUCAGCGCUUGUCAUAUUGUUCUCAUCUAUUUUUUCCUGCAAAGAAUUUAGUAAAAGAAAGAGGGGAAAAGAGCAAUGAAUAUAAGAGAAAUGGUUGAAGCAGAUGAAAUGUUUUCAAUGGAAACACCUUCAUGUAGUUCAGAGAUUGGUAUUGCAAUCAAUGGAAACAAAAAUAGCAAAUACAUGGUUCAAUGGGCACUGGACAGAUUUGUCCCAGAGGAUUAUAUUAGAAUCAAAUUGAUACAUGUUCAUCCAAGGAUUGUGUCUGUUCCCACUGCAAUGGGAAAUUUCCUUCCUAUUUCGGACGUGCGAGAAGACAUUGCAGAGGCUUAUAGAACGGAAAUGCACUGGAAGGCAAUUGAACUCCUCCUUCCUUACAAGAAAAUGUGUCUUCAGCGAAAGGUAGAGGUAGAGAUUGUUGUAAUUGAAUCAAACGAUGUGCCAAAUGCCAUAGCAGCCAAGGUUGCUGAAUUAGCCAUUACCAAGCUCAUCAUUGGAGCACCUUCUCGCAGCAUGUUUACAAGGAAACUCAAGGGUCUAUCCUCCAAGAUAUCGGAAUGUGCUCCAAGUUUUUGCACAGUCUAUGCUGUUUUGAAAGGCAAGUUGUCAUCCGUACGUCCAUCAAAAUUGGAGAGAGUUCAAAGUGUCAACAGCAUGAACAAUGACAAUAGUGAUUCAUUUUCUGUCAUAUCUAAUUCAAGCUAUGCUUCCAGUUCCCAAACAGACGUUGGUUCAGUUUCUUCAUCCUGUAGUUACCAAUCUUCUUCCCUUACGAUGCAACGAUUUCAAGCUCUUAAAACUAUGAAUCAGACUCUUCUCAAAACAAGAAAACUUUCAUGUGACAGCUACUACUUUAGAAAUAAGUUGACUGAUCUUGAGGAAGGAAAGGAUAAUGCAGAUUCUUGUUCUAGUAUUUCUGAUGCUGAACAUACAGUGAGUCACAUCUCUAGUAGUGGGAGCUUUGCUAAUGAUAGCCACUCCUUUACUUCUGAUCAAGCUUCCACCUCUGAUGUUUACACAGAAAGUUCUAUGUCUGAGAGCCCAGUAAAUAUCAACUUUGAGCUAGAAAAGUUGAGAAUUGAACUGAGACAUGCCAAAGGAAUGUAUGCAAUGGCUCAAAGCGAGACAAAUGAUGCCUCUCGAAAGCUGAAAGAUCUAAAUAAAAACCUGUUGGAUAAUUCCAAAAGACUUGAAGAAAUUAUCGUCGAGGAGGACAAAACAAAAGCAUUAGCAAAAGAAGAGAAAGAAAAACAUGAGGCCGCCAAAAGACAGGCUAAGUAUGUGAGGCAAUGUGUUGAAAGAGAAACAUCUCUGAAGAAGGAUGCAGAGAUGAAAGCUAUGCAUGAUGCUAAAGAGAUCGAGAAGCUUGAGAUCGCUCUCACGGGUCCUUUACAACAAUACCAGCUGUUCACAUGGGAAGAGAUUAAGUCAGCCACUUGUAAUUUUUCUGAGGCUCUUAAGAUUGGUCUUGGAGGGUAUGGAAUUGUCUACAAAUGCAAACUUCAUGAAACAACUGUUGCAGUGAAAGUUCUUGGUUCUAAUGAGAGCUAUAAGGAUACGCAGUUCCUUCGUGAGCUUGACAUCUUGGGCAAAAUUCAUCAUCCCCAUUUGCUUAUCCUCAUUGGAGCGUGUAUAGAUCGCGGCUGCCUUGUUUAUGAGUACAUGGAGAAUGGCAGCCUGGAGGACAGGUUGAUGCAGAGACAGGGUACACCUCCCGUCCCUUGGUUUGAUAGGUACAGAAUUGCUUGGGAAGUAGCCUCCGCACUCGCCUUCCUCCACAAGUCCAAGCCCAAACCAAUCAUCCACCGUGAUCUUAAACCAGGCAACAUCUUGCUUGAUCAUAAUCUUGUGAGCAAGAUUGGUGAUGUUGGCCUUGCUGCAUUGUUUCAGUCAGACCAAUCUUUUUCAUCAUCCAUGUUUAUGGACACAGGGCCAGUUGGAACCCUCUGCUACAUGGAUCCCGAGUAUCAAAGGACUGGUUUAAUCUCUCCAAAAUCAGAUGUUUAUGCUUUUGGGAUGGUGAUUUUACAACUGCUGACAGCAAAACAAGCAUUGGCACUAGCCCAUGUAGUGGAAACUGCUGUUAAGGAAGGUCGUCUAGAGGACAUUUUGGAUUCAACAGCAGGAAAUUGGCCGAGUGAAGAAACAAAAGAAAUGGCUGAAUUGGGACUCAGAUGUGUGGAGCUUUUUCGUAAAGAUAGACCUGAUUUGCAAGCUCAAAUACUUCCUACACUACAGAGAUUGAAAGCGACAGCUGAUAAAGCCCGAGAUUCAGCUACUAAAGUGCACUUGUCACCUCCUCCUAACCACUUCAUCUGCCCAAUUCUUAAGGAUGUGAUGAGUGAUCCUUGUGCUGCGGCGGAUGGAUACACUUAUGAUCGUAAAGCCAUAGAAAUGUGGCUUCAAUCCAAUGACACUUCACCAAUGACGAAUUUGCCAUUGUCAACCAAGAAUCUAAUACCAAAUUACACUCUUCUUUCUGCCAUUAUGGAUUGGAAGUCCAAAUAAAACCAAAUAACUUUUUUCUUUUUCUUUUAGGGACACUUACAUUGAUUGUAUAGAGUGAUGGGGUUGCUUACUCUAAAAGCUGCUUCAAAGGGUUUUAGUUUAGUUUAGUUUAGUUUAGCUUAGAAUUUAGAUGCAGUCUCUUCAUAUUUCGGAACGUUGAGUUUCAAAAAUGUUGAAGUUAAUAUCUUGUUUUUAGAGAAAGGAUGGUUGCAUGUGUAUAAAUUUUGUCAUAUAUGAGAUUAGCCGAUGAUGUGUGCUA